This is a messenger RNA of Sitophilus oryzae (rice weevil), 620 nucleotides long. RefSeq lists its product as uncharacterized. Lineage: Eukaryota; Metazoa; Arthropoda; Insecta; Coleoptera; Curculionidae. The coding region runs from base 51 to 620 and encodes 189 amino acids. Gene Ontology annotation, cellular component: membrane. The record is from RefSeq and is a predicted model, not a curated record. The transcript is spliced from 4 exons. Gene Ontology annotation, molecular function: phosphatidylinositol bisphosphate binding.
UAAUAUUUAAUCGCUAUACAUUGAAGUAAAGCAAAUAAACUUUUAGUAAGAUGGCUGGUGUGUUCGUAGUAACGAAUAAAGACAAGUUUUUUGAACAGAUGCGAUUGGAACAUAAUAAGUCUGAAAAGGAAUAUGAACAGUGCCUGGACAUUUUGAGCGAAUGGGCAGAUACUCAAAAACAUUUUCCAGAAAAACCAGAUCGAUAUAUUCUGCGUUAUGUGUUACUCUCCAACAAGUUCAGUAUCGAGAGAUCUAAGGAAAAACUGGACAUGUAUUACAGCGUGCGCAACCUCAUGCCAGAAAUCUUCUCAAAACAUCCACUAUCACCAGAGUUCAUAAAGGAAAGCAGAGUAAAUUAUGCAAUACCAAUGCCCAAACCUGGUCCAGGCUAUAAAAGGAUCGUGUAUUGCCAACAUAAUCCAGAAUUUGGAGCGGAAUAUUUCUAUCCAGAGAAGUUCCUUAUACAUAUAUUGCAUGUGGCAGAACUGAUAUUCCAUACAGACGAUUGUUGCAAUUAUCACUUCAUCUAUGAUUGCAACGGUUUAACAUUAGGACAUGUACCACGAUUCAGUCUAGUGGUUAUGAAGAAAGUAGGCUUCCUACUUGAUGAAAAAUUAUGA